AUGGCCUUUAUAAACUGGCACAUCACCCUCUCGGUAAUCAUUGUCGUGACUAUCAAAGUUACCGGUACAACCUUUUUUCUCCUUUAUUUGCCACAGAUUUUUCCUCCUGUCCUUGAAAGGAGCCUCAAUUCCACCAGCACGGAGAAAAGCAUAACAGCACCAUCACUAUCUCCCACUACAUUUGAAGGGAACUUCAAAUACUCUACCACUGAAAACAGCAGAACUGGCUGCCCUAUUCGGUGGGAUUUUCAGGAUGGCAAAUGCUAUUUCUUCUCUACCAAUGAAGAAAACUGGAAUAAAAGUCAGAGUUGGUGCCUUAAGGAAGGGGCUACAUUAGCUGUUAUCAAUAAUUCAGAUGAGCAGCGUUUUCUCAAGUACAGAGCUCGCUCAGAGGUAUAUUUCAUUGGCCUUCAGUAUAACUUAUCACAAAGAAGGUGGAGAUGGGUUGAUGGUUCAGAAGACAUUGAGAUCACCAUGUCAAUUAGCCCACCAGAGUUUGACUGUGCAACUAUUGGGGUCAGUGAUGAAGUGGAACCAUCAUCUUGUGAGAUUUCUCAUCGAUGGAUAUGUGAGAAGAUUGCCACAUAA
Messenger RNA from Gracilinanus agilis (Agile Gracile Mouse Opossum), 588 nucleotides. It is a transcript of the gene CLEC5A, whose product is annotated as C-type lectin domain containing 5A. The transcript has 6 exons. Gene Ontology annotation, molecular function: virus receptor activity. NCBI's taxonomy places the organism in Eukaryota, Metazoa, Chordata, Mammalia, Didelphimorphia, Didelphidae. The record is from RefSeq and is a predicted model, not a curated record. Gene Ontology annotation, biological process: innate immune response. Bases 1 to 588 code for a protein of 195 amino acids.